GGGAUCCUCUUUCACUGGUAACCAUGGAGAGAGAACAAACAGGAACCUGUUCUUAGGUUUGGUUGUCAAUUGCCACUUCCCUGGCACCACUCCUCUUUCUUUCUCUAUCUCUCUUACACAGAGGCAGAGAGAGAGAAAGGGCGAUUUAGAGACAGGUGAGUGAGAAGAACUUUUUUGCUUAUUAGGUUCCACAAACACAUUCUGGCACAUUAGCAGCAACGGGGGCUGGAAGAUGAGGAACCUGCUGACUACUCAGAACCAAAACUGCUACCGGGAGCUGAUUGAGAAGGAGGCCUACACUCGCAUGGCAUGGAAAAUGAAAUACGGCGAUGAUUACCCCAUGAGCUUCCCCUCCAGAAGGCCAAAAGUACCACAGGCCCCCAAGCUCUCCACCCCGAAGACAGUCCUGCCCCCUGUUGUGAAGCCCCCAGAGAGGAAAAAGGAGGUAGCGGCGGAACCAGUGGAGCGGACCCUCAGCGCCGCGCCGCUGAUGAGACCCGUCUCGCCCCAGACCAAGGAGACGCUGUACCAGGGCUUCUCCAAAGAAGGGAAGGGCCGUCACCUGUACCUGCGGAGGCGUGUGCAGAAAGGCCCAGAGGACAAGUUCGACUUCCCUCUGUUGUCCUCCUGGGAGUAUGGCUGGAGACUAGGUGACUAUGACAGAGACUACAGGUCCCCUGCCAACGGAAGGUCCGGAAUUGUAAGGAACACGUUUUAUGCCAGGAAUGGAAUCUUUCAUUUUCCCUCUCCAACUGAUCAACUGGGGUAGCAAGAAGUUCGCAGAUCUCCUCCUUCUCAACAUUAUAUUGAAGAAUCACUUUAUGCAAGCUGUUUAGAUAUCUAUUCCACGCUAAAAGCAAUGUUGUGAGACUUGCAUCAGAUUUGUGAAUGGUAUCACAAACAAAACGUCUUGUGGUUUUUCUUCCUUUUAACAACUUAUGAAGUAAUAGCCUACAUGUACUACGUCACCAAAUAACUUUUAAAUUUAAACAUUGUAAUUGUUAUUUUUACCAAAUGAUGUUAUAAAUGUAAUUUUAUUUAGAUACAAUUACUUGCAUGGCGUUAAAGAAGGAAUACAGUGGGUUUUAAAAAAUGUUCAAAAGCAAGCUCAGCGAAAGGACAUUUGGUAAAACAAAUGGUUUCCUAGCGACGGUGAAAUCCACACCUUGAAUCCGCAGUUCAUUAACGAGCAGAGAGUCACCCUAAAUGCUCCUGUUUUCGCUGCACUGCGUUCCCGUUUUUUAGUGCAGUAGAUUCACACCUCAACCCGA
Messenger RNA from Anguilla anguilla (European eel), 1271 nucleotides. RefSeq names its product protein ATP6V1FNB. The record is from RefSeq and is a predicted model, not a curated record. The transcript has 2 exons. Lineage: Eukaryota; Metazoa; Chordata; Actinopteri; Anguilliformes; Anguillidae. Bases 233 to 769 code for a protein of 178 amino acids.